AUGGACAACGAAUCUUUUCGAAUUUUCAUUUUUGGUCUCUGCAUUUUGUUUGGAUGGAUGGCCGUCAUUGUCAUUUGUGCCUCACCACAGUUAUUUCGCGAUCUUCUCAAACGCUAUUUGUGUUGUUGGUUUGUGGAUGUGGAAGAAAAGAAAAAUAAGGAGAAAAUCAAGAUUGCCACAGCUCGAAUGCUGACCGCCCGGCAAUCGAUAAUGGUGUCAGGGAUUGCGGGAAAGCCGACCGAAAUCAUGAUCGGCCACGCGAUGGGCCAGAUCCACACAAUUGAUGAGGAGUCUCGAGCGGGUACAGUGGCCCCGGAGGACGGGGAUGAGGCGGACGCCGAGAUCACCGCGCUCCGACCGUCGAUUUCU
Molecule: messenger RNA, 369 nt
Organism: Mesorhabditis belari
Lineage: Eukaryota; Metazoa; Nematoda; Chromadorea; Rhabditida; Rhabditidae
Source: the annotation of a GenBank genome assembly